GGGCGCCUUCCUUCCCCAUGGCGGGACACCUGGCUUCGGAUUUCGCCUUCUCGUCCCCUCCAGGCGGUGGAGGUGGUGGGCCAGGGGGGCCGGAGCCGGGCUGGGUUGAUCCUCGGAACUGGCUAAGCUUCCAAGGCCCUCCUGGAGGGCCAGGAAUCGGGCCGGGGGUUGGGCCAGGCUCUGAGGUGUGGGGGAUUCCCCCAUGCCCCCCGCCGUAUGAGUUCUGUGGGGGGAUUGCGUACUGUGUGCCUCAGGUUGGAGUGGGGCUGGUGCCCCAAGGCGGCCUGGAGACCUCUCAGCCUAAGGGCGAAGCAGGAGUCGGGGUGGAGAGCAACUCCGAUGGGGCCUCCCCGGAGCCCUGCACCGUCCCCCCUGGUGCCGUGAAGCUGGAGAAAGAGAAGCUAGAGCAAAACCCGUAGGAGUCCCAGGACAUCAAAGCUCUGCAGAAAGAACUCGAGCAAUUUGCCAAGCUCCUGAAGCAGAAGAGGAUCACCCUGGGAUAUACACAGGCCGAUGUGGGGCUCACCCUGGGGGUUCUAUUUGGGAAGGUGUUCAGCCAAACGACCAUCUGCCGCGUUGAGGCUCUGCAGCUUAGCUUCAAGAACACGUGUGAGCUGCGGCCCUUGCUGCAGAAGUGAGUGGAGGAAGCUGACAACAAUGAAAAUCUUCAGGAGAUAUGCAAAGCAGAAACCCUCGUGCAAGCCCGAAAGAGAAAGCGAACCAGUAUCGAGAACCGAGUGAGAGGCAACCUGGAGAAUUUGUUCCUGCCGUGCCCGAAACCCACACUGCAGCAGAUCAGCCACAUCGCCCAGCAGCUUGGGCUGGAGAAGGAUGUGGUCCGAGUGUGGUUCUGUAACCGGCGCCAGAAGGGCAAGCGAUCAAGCAGUGGCUAUGCACAACGAGAGGAUUUUGAGGCUGCUGGGUCUCCUUUCUCAGGGGGACCAGUGUCCUUUCCUCUGGCCCCAGGGCCUCAUUUUGGUACCCCAGACUAUGGGAGCCCUCACCUCACUGCACUGUACUCCUCGGUCCCUUUCUCUGAGGGGGAAGCCUUUCCCCCUGUCUCCGUCACCACUCUGGGCUCUCCCAUGCAUUCAAACUGAGGUGCCUGCCCUUCUAGGAAUGGGGGACGGGGGAGGGGAGGAGCUAGGGAAAGAGAACCUGGAGUUUGUGCCAGGGCUUUUGGGAUUAAGUUCUUCAUUCACUAAGAAAGGAAUUGGGAACACAAAGGGUGGGGGCAGGGGAGUAAGGAAUUGGGAACACAAAGGGUGGGGGCAGGGGAGUUUGGGGCAACUGGUUGGAGGGAAUGUGAAGUUCAAUGAUGCUCUUGAUUUUAAUCCCACAUCAUGUAUCACUUUUUUCUUAAAUAAAGAAUCCUGGGACACAGUAGAUAGACAAAAAAAAAAAAAAAGAAAAACCAAAUGGAAAUUUUAUAAUUGAAAAAUAUAAUAUCCAAAAUAAAAAGCUCAGUGGAUGGACUCAAUAGCAGAAUGAAGGGGAUAGAGAGAUUAGUGAAUUGGAAGACAAAACAACAGAAAAUGUCAACUGAACAACAGAAACAAACUAGACAGAAAAGGCUGGGCACAGUGGCUCACGCCUGUAAUCCCAGCACUUUCGGAGGCUGAGGCGGGCAGAUCACCUGUGGUCGGGAGUUCUAGACCAGCCUGGCCAACAUGGCGAAACCCUGUCUCUACUAAAAAUACCAAAAAAAGGCUGGGCGUGGUGGCUCACACCUGUAAUCCCUGCACUUUGGGAGGCCGAGGCGGACGGAUCACCUGAGAUGAGAAGUUUGAAACCAGCCUGACCAACAUGGUGAAACCCCAUAUCUACUAAAAAUACAAAAAUUAGCUGGGCAUGGUGGCGCACACCUGUAAUCCCAGCUACUCAGGAGGCUGAGGCAAGAGAAUUGCUUGAACCCAGGAGGCAGAGGUUGCAGUGAGCCGAGAUCGCACCGCUGCACUCCAGCCUGGGCAACAGAGCGAGACUUCGUCUGAAAAAAAAAAAAAAAAAAAAA
Messenger RNA from Pongo pygmaeus (Bornean orangutan), 2011 nucleotides. RefSeq names its product POU domain, class 5, transcription factor 1-like. Gene Ontology annotation, molecular function: RNA polymerase II cis-regulatory region sequence-specific DNA binding; DNA-binding transcription factor activity, RNA polymerase II-specific. Gene Ontology annotation, biological process: regulation of transcription by RNA polymerase II. Lineage: Eukaryota; Metazoa; Chordata; Mammalia; Primates; Hominidae. The record is from RefSeq and is a predicted model, not a curated record. The transcript has a single exon.